Molecule: messenger RNA, 4278 nt
Organism: Zootoca vivipara (common lizard)
Lineage: Eukaryota; Metazoa; Chordata; Lepidosauria; Squamata; Lacertidae
Product: testis-specific serine/threonine-protein kinase 6-like
Biological process (GO): protein phosphorylation; intracellular signal transduction; microtubule cytoskeleton organization
Cellular component (GO): cytoplasm
Molecular function (GO): ATP binding; tau-protein kinase activity
Source: RefSeq, a predicted model, not a curated record
CCAUCACUGAUGUAAGUAAUGGGCCCCACCUGCUAGCCUGCUCCCUAACAUAUCACUGGUUUCAGUUCAACAAUGACUCUGAUAAAAUACAUGUUUUGUUAUGUGCAAAUGGCUUUAGAUAUCUUUACGUCGGGCAUAGGCAAAGUUGGCCCUCCAGAUGUUUUCGCCCUCCAGCUCUAUGAUUCUAUGUAUGCUUCUAAGUGUGCCACCCGAACAUUUAGGGUAGGUUGUUAUUACUAGGCAGGUGUAGGCCAUUAGUUGUUGCACUUCAAGGGAUCAAAAUGAUGGAUUUAAUUAAAGCAUAUUUCGUAAGAGGAGUCAAACUACUUCCUAUCUGUGACACCUCCUAACAGGAGUUAAACAACUUCCUAUUUGUGCAACAUUUCUUACUGGAAGAAAUUGAAGGUUUUGCUUUUACCUGCCAGUUUGACCUUGAGUUCCCUGCCCUCCUUGGAGAUCUCUUUCAGGCCUUCUUUGUCAGGGCAGCUCCUUUGCAGAGAGACAAACCCAGCUUGCCUUUAAAAUGCACCUUAGAAUAAAGGUGAAGGUACCCCUGACCGUUAGGUCCAGUCGCGGAUGACUCUGGGGUUGCGUCUCUCGUCUCGCUCUGUAGGCCAAGGGAGCCGGCGUUUGUCCACAGACAGCUUCCGGGUCAUGUGGCCAGCAUGACUAAGCCGCUUCUGGUGAACCAGAGCAGUGCAUGGAAACACCAUUUACCUUCCUGCCAGAGCAGUACCUAUUUAUCUACUUGCAUUUCGUGCUUUCGAAUUGCUAGGUUGGCAGGAGCUGGAACCGAACAACGGGAGCUCACCCCGUCACAGGGAUUCGAACUGCCGACCUUCUGAUAGGCAAGCCCUAGGCUCAGUGAUUUAGACCACAGUGCCACCCACAUCCCUACAUUAGAAUAAACCAUGAUGCUAAUUUAUAUUAGCAUAAAAUAUUUCAACUUCCCUUUUCCUUUUAAAUCGAGGGCCUAUUUCCAUCAUCCAGACAGUUAGAACUCCCUAGAACGUCCUGUGUGUUCUUGGCAGACAAAAAAUUGGUUCUGCACAUUUGAGCCGUUUUGCACAACUGAUUUGAAAAGAUUAAGAAUUGAAAGCAGAGGUGGUGGACAGCCUGUGGCCCUCCAGAUGUGGUUGAGCUUCAGUUCCCAUCAUCCUUGGUAGCUGGGCCUGAUGGGAGCUGGAGUCCAAGAACAUGUGGAGGGCCAAAUGUUCUCCACCCCCAGAUCUAAAGGAACUUCUGAAGCAGGUCAAGGGAGGAAGGGUAAAAGAGUAUUGGGAAAUAAUUUAUAAUGGAUUGGGGGGGAGUUUAAAAGUACCCUUUUUUAAAAAAAAAAGUCUUUUUUGUUGGGGAUAUUUCAGACAGAUAUUCCCAGGUGUCAAAAAAAGAUUAUUUAUGUAUGCCACUACUGCGGCCCGUGUUUUGUUAACCCAAAAAUGGAUAACAAAUGAGGUCCCAGCUAAAGAAGAAUGGCAACUUAAACUGAUGGAAAAUGCGCAGCUUGCGGACCUAAUAAGAGAACAAGAAGAACAUACGUUUAAAGAAGAUUGAAAAAUGUUUAUUGAAUAUAUGGAGGAAAAUUGUAUACACUUGAAAACUUUGGCAGCGUUAAGAUAAAUUCAAGUGUAAAUAAGUUUUGAUUGAUGUAAUAAUGGAAUGCUGAAUGGUUUCGUUUUUAUAGACUAUGCAGGGAUUGUUAUGCAAAAUGAGCCAUGGAAAGAGAAGAAGGGGAGUCUUUGAAAUUUUAAGGUUGUUUAUAUGAAUAUUCUAAUUUGUAAAACAGAAAAUUUAAUAAAAAUUAUAAAAUAUAAAAAAACUAUACAAUGCCUCAAGAGGUAGCUCCACCUGGGAAUUCUGGACAUAAUGGAAGAGGUAAAGGUUUUGGAUUGUCAUAAAAGAUGCAAGAGGAAAGGAUUAAUAGGAAAGGACCCACAAAGGGGAGGGUGGAAAUCCAGGAGAUUCCUUAGGAUCUUGUUUUUAUGAUUGAUGUGUGAUAUAGCUCUGUAAAAAAAAUUGUUUGAAAAGCCAAAUAAAUAAAUUUUAUGUAUAAAAAAGAGAGAAGAAUGUCAUUGAGAAUUCCUCCAUAAAGUUGAAGCAGGUUAUAUCAUCCAUCCCUUGAAGAAGAGGAAUCGAAACCUCCUCCAGCUCCCCAGUGUUGAUAUCGAAGCUGGACCUACUAGUUCUGGGACCACAAGGGUCUUGGCACUGCUGAUUAUGCACAGGAAGACACAGCGCAUGACACUCCCAGCCACUUCACAAUACCUGUAUGAGUAGUGAUGACUUCGAAGCCAGGCCCUCAGUGGGCACAUGGGGGGUGAAAGUCUAGAGAUGUCUAUCACAAUGGGUUAAAGCACUGAGUCCCGGGAAGAAAAACUACAGGCCUUGUCAGCCUGACCAGGUCAUCAUGUCAAGGGCUUCCAGAGGAGACAAACUUCUGAGCGACCUUGGUUACAAGUUGGGCCAAACCUUGGGAGAAGGCAGCUAUUCCAAGGUGAGAGUAGCCACUUCAGCCAAAUACAAGGGGCCACUAGCCAUCAAAAUGGUGGACCGGCGUCGAGCGCCCCGGGAUUUUGUGGAGAAGUUUCUGCCGAGGGAGCUCUCCAUCUUGAGAGGGAUCCGUCACCCGCACAUCGUCAGAGUCUACGAGUUCAUCGAAGUCUGCAACGGGACGCUGUACAUUGUGAUGGAGGCCGCGUCUACGGACCUGCUGCAGAUGGUGCAGAAAACGGGCAAACUGCCCUGCGCCCCUGAGGCCCGGGACAUCUUUGCCCAGGUUGUGGGUGCCGUGCGCUACCUCCACGACCGGCAUUUGGUGCACCGGGAUCUCAAGUGUGAGAACGUGCUGCUCACUUCGGACGGCCGCCGAGCAAAGCUGACCGACUUUGGCUUUGGCAGAGAAUCGCGCGGGUACCCAGAGCUGAGUACCACCUACUGUGGCUCUGCGGCCUACGCCUCUCCUGAGGUCCUCAUGGGCGUCCCCUACGACCCCAAAAAGUACGACGUGUGGAGUUUGGGCGUCAUGCUCUACGUGAUGAUAACCGGCUGCAUGCCCUUCGAUGACACCCACAUCCAUAACAUGCCGUGCCGCCAGAAGAAAGGCGUCGUUUUCCCCGAAGACCUGCCUGCUGUGGCGGAGCCCUGCCAAGCCCUUAUUAAGCAGCUGCUCCAGUUCAGCCCAGAAUCUCGGCCCUGUGUGGGGCAAGUAUCUAAGAACAGCUGGCUGAAGGGGGAAGCCUAAGUGUGAUGGCUUUCCCUACUCUGGUGUCGCCAGGACACCUACCAGACGCAGCUGCUUCAAGGGAGGGGGGUCAUGUUAACCGGACAAUGGAAAUGUAUAAGUUGUCAGAAAGAUUUCUGGGAUGUUGAGCAUGAGAGAAGAAGUGGGCAAACUGAUUUAGUGGGGGGAAAGGAAAAAGAGAAAAGCAAUUCAGAUGUAAGUUCCUCUGAAAUUAACGGGACUUACUUCCAAACAAAUGUAUUUAGGUUUGGGGUGCCAAUGAGAUCUUUAAAACCCACUUUUGUGUGUCAGCUUCUCAUUCUGCUCAGGGUGAUGCUUCUCGUUUGUUUAGAGGGGGGUUCCUACGGAUCGCUCAAGUUUGGGGGAAUUGGUUUGCGGGAGCGGUGUCUCGCACAGGGUAGCAUCCUGUACUGAGGAAGUGCGUCAGAAUCCCCUGUAGCAUUAUAGAGGAUUCUGACAUGCCGUCUCAGCAUAGGUGGGGUGCUGGCCGUACUGGAAGGAGCUGGACCAGAAACAGGACUCUCACACUGCCUUUGGUAUGGGGUACCAUUGCUUGUGCAGUCCUAGGCAGCUGCAUGGUCAGGCUUUUCCUAUGGAAUCAAAAUGCUUAUAAAAGUACUGUACCCUCUUCUGAUUGGAUCAUAUUUAAAGGGCAACCGUGGAUUCCCAACAAAAAUUGUAAGCUCGCCCAAGAUCUUAGGAUCCAAACUUUCCCGAAUCAAAGGGAUUAUUUACAGGGUGAAGGGCAACAUGCUUUAAAUGUAUGGUGCGUGAACCGAGUGUGUGAACGUUGUCACAGUCCAUCAUGAGAGUUGAUCAGGAUUAUGCAAGCCAUGUAAUCGGUAACAGAGGUCCAGAUUGGAAAAAAGCUCAACUCAAUUGUAUCGAAUAUUGGCCCACAAUACUAUAUCAUGGUAGAAAUGUCCACAAGGCCAUGGGCGUAGCCAUGAUUUUUGUUGGGGGGCAGGCAGGACUUUUGUUGAGAGACAGAACCAACAUGAUUGGUCAGUCAGUUAAGUACAGUCGUACCUUGGAUC